AUGUUCAAGGGUGCAUUGUAUUUACACAUGGGUCAACAUGAAAUUGUCAAAAAACAUCCUGUUAGGAGAUUUACGAGAGUUACCAUUUACGAGAUAGAACAAAUUGAGGCAGACUUUGUAGAGUUAGGUACUGAAAAAUUUGUACAACUUAUAGGAAAACAGAUACACCAAGUUGAAGGUGGUGCCACCAUUUACGAGAUAGAACAAAUUGAGCCAGAAUUUGUAGAGUUAGGUUCUGAAAAAUUAGUACAACUUAUAGGAAAACAGAUACACCAAGUUGAAGGUGGUGCCACCAUUUACGAGAUAGAACAAAUUGAGCCAGAAUUUGUAGAGUUAGGUUCUGAAAAAUUUGUACAACUUAUAGGAAAACAGAUACACCAAGUAAAAGGUGAUGUCCAUUCAAAUGUAUCGACUAAUGCACUAUCGGUUUCUCGGAAGUAUGUGUGUGUUGGCGUAUGUAUAAACUAUCCUAGUAUUUCCACAAGUAGGUAA
Messenger RNA from Parnassius apollo (apollo), 492 nucleotides. NCBI's taxonomy places the organism in Eukaryota, Metazoa, Arthropoda, Insecta, Lepidoptera, Papilionidae. The record is from the annotation of a GenBank genome assembly.